Molecule: messenger RNA, 3154 nt
Organism: Closterium sp. NIES-67
Lineage: Eukaryota; Viridiplantae; Streptophyta; Zygnematophyceae; Desmidiales; Closteriaceae
Source: the annotation of a GenBank genome assembly
GGGACAUCCGUUAAAAUUGGAACGAUACAGAGAAGAUUAGCAUGGCCCCUGCGCAAGGAUGACACGCACAAAUCGAGAAAUGGUCCAAAUUUUUUUGGCGACCUGGCGGAGCACGUCGACCAAUCAGAGCGCACCAAGCACAAGCACAAAUUCCCGCGCGUUGAUUGAAGGCUGGAAUUUGGAUGCCCAAGGGCACUCCGAUAGCCCUAGGGCCUUGGAAUUCGGAUGCCUUGCUGCUAGGGAAUUCCAAGCCCAGCAUUCACACAAGUUUCUGAAGGGCAUUUCAAUGGAGCCCUAGCUUCACCUUUCUUCGUUCAGUGUCUUUGUUCCCCUCAUUUGCCUUUCUUCUCCCACGCUGUCUUCGUUGAGCAUAUCCUUGUUCGUUCACUCGAAAAGCCUUAAAAAGAAAAAGAAAAAGAAAAAGAACCCGCAACCACGUUUUUACCCACAACCACGUUCACCGUCCUCCGCCUGUGGCUCCGCGAGCGAUUGUUCCUGCAGUCGCACUCAUUCCUCUAUGUCAGCUGCGCUAGUUCCCAGUAGAUUUCUCGGCCGCUCUGCCGUCUGCUGCUGGGGUAGUAGGCUGGUCGGCGGAGUCUUCCGCUCAACCCGCGGCUUCCCGUUCACUUCUUACAAUACGCGUUCAGCUAGUCCGUUUCUUGGUCCAAGAGGCCGGCCAUUCUCCAAAUCUCCCUCUUUUGCUGCUCGCCGGCCAAUCCAUUCCUCACUUGACGCCAUGGUUCAGAUUCCAAAUCCAGGCAUUUUUCGGGCUACGAAUCAGGAUACGAAUUCUGGUACGUGUCAGAAUCCACCCAACCUGAAUCCGAUAAAUCAGGAUCUGCCGGCGUUCCUCAACCCGUUCGACAAUGCCGGCGAUUUCGAGCUCGGCUUUCCCGUGCGAAGCCUCAAGGAGCUGCUGCUGUGCCGCGUCAUGGGGCAGAUUCGGGAGAAGCCGGACUGGACGCGGAAGGUGACGGACGACGAGAUCGUCGAGAAAUGGAAGGCGGAGUUGACGGAGCCGGCAGCGGACGUCCACCCUGACGGUUUCAUUGACGCCAGCAAGGAGUACUGGAGCCAAGAGGAAGCGUCCGCCGUGCUUUCGUUUCUGAAGGAAACCACAACGCGACCUGUCAAGAUUGACCCUGCUCUCUUCGCCUACGCCAUCGCUGAGCUCCGCUGGCAAGCCGCCUCCCUCUCCUCCUUCCCCUCUCCCUCCUACCCCUCCCUCUCUCCCUCCUCCUUCCCUCUCUCCACCUCCCUCUCCUCUCUCUCCCUCCACGGCAACCCCAACAUCCUCCCCUCUGCAGUGGAUGGCGUCUUCCUCACCCCAGACCCGCCUCUGGACCCCGCUCUCAAUCACCUCUUCCUAGACGGAGUCACCGCGCUAGAAUCCGUGCCAGACGACCAAAUAGACUACCACCCGGGCUCCAACCGUCAAGUGAUAGACCUCGUACACCCCAGUCUGCACUGCCUUGUGUUCGGCCGCACCCGAGUCAUCCCCCACCCCCCCAACGACCCGCAAGACCUCACGGUUCUUCCCUGGGACCAGCUGGUUAGCAGCCUCGGGGAGGUUUCGCACCCCCCGCCGCUCGGUCAGCCGGCUCGCCAGGAGUAUUAUCCGACGGGGAACCAUUCGUACCUGUCGGAAAAGUUUCAGUGGCUGCCCGCGGAGAUAGAUGUGGCAGCGGACGGACAGAGUGCGAAAUUCCGGUCGUAUGUAAACAACCUGCAUCCGCAUGAGUUUGCUGGGAUGUACCGGGGCUUGGAGCAUAUUUUUGCCACUGCGUUUGUGCCGUUGUUCAACAGAGUGCUCACAGAAUCAGUGCAGCAACGGCCUGAAAGAUUCAUCUACGACAUCUGUGGGUGGUACGACGAGUGGAAAGGAGCGAGGGAGUACGACAAGGACGACGACGACGACUACCACCAGUGGCUGGUGGACCGCCAGCCAAAGCAGCCAGAAACCCCUUCGGAGUUCGCACCUCCCCCGCCUCCCACGCACGUGGUGGAUCUUAGGGGGCGGCGCCUGCAGGUGGUGGUGAAGGUGGCUUCUAUCCGCCUCUCUGCUGAAAAUCCGAGAUACCCGGGGGGCACGUGGCAUGUGGAGGGCAUGCGGAAUGAGCACAUCGUGGCCACAGGCAUCUACUACUUUGACUCUGAUAACAUCACCGAGUCUCGCCUUCAAUUCAGGCACACUGUGGCGGAGCCAGAGUACGAACAGAAUGACAACAAAGGGGUGGCCCGGAUCUACGGCCUAGUGGACGACGGGCCUCUCACCCAACCUCUAGGCUCGGUCCGGACCAACACGCCGAACCUCUGCCUCGCCUUUCCGAACCAUUUCCACCACCGGGUCGCGCCGUUCGAGCUACAGGACAAAACCCGCCCGGGCCACCGGAAAAUCCUCGUCUUUUUCCUGGUGGACCCGAGGGAGAGGAUCAUAUCUACGGCACGCGUGCCACCUCAGCAGCUGAGCUGGCAGAGGAGGGAGCUCGAGCAGAAAGGCCACCCUUGCUCGGUGUUGCCUGGGUUGGCUCUGGACUUGGUGGCUGAGGGAGUGGGUGAGGGGGAGGGUAGGUGUGUCGGGGGAGAGGGUGGUGACAGCAGGGGUGCUGCAAUGACGAUGGAAGAGGGGAAGAAACACCGGGAGGCUCUGAUGGAAGAGAGGAGAGCGCUGGUUGCACUGGCUAAUGAGGAGCUGUUUGAGCGGCCCUUCUCCCUCUGCGAACACUGAUGUGGUGGGGAGGGAGUUCUGAUUGAAGGAGUCGCCUUGACCAGCUGUUUGAAUGGCCCGCCUCCCCCCACAAACACGAAUCCAGUGCAGGUUUCUCUCUCUUGGCAAGCCUAACAGAUCCGAACUAGGGUGUUGGAUCCAUGGCAAGCAGGAGGACGUCAGGGGAUCUGGCAAAUGGACAGCUUUUCGAAAUAUGUGAGCAGUGAUAGCGAGCCGGCUGUACAGAGUCAAAUUGUUAGGCUGAAAAAGAUGCAGUUUGUCCAAUGGUUCUUUAUUCUGGAACGCGGUCCGUUCGGUCGUGUAUCUCAAAACAGUGAAGUGAAUAUUUUCUAGAGAGAGAAUCCACUGUUCCACGCAUGGACCAACGUAGGCGGCAAGGGUUUCAUGUUUUCACAAUUCAUGCUGACUGUUUUCCGGUGGUCGCUA